This is a messenger RNA of Pteronotus mesoamericanus, 1113 nucleotides long. RefSeq names its product dysbindin domain containing 2 (gene DBNDD2). The transcript has 4 exons. The record is from RefSeq and is a predicted model, not a curated record. Gene Ontology annotation, biological process: negative regulation of protein kinase activity. Bases 35 to 646 code for a protein of 203 amino acids. NCBI's taxonomy places the organism in Eukaryota, Metazoa, Chordata, Mammalia, Chiroptera, Mormoopidae. Gene Ontology annotation, cellular component: cytoplasm.
UACUCACCGACUAGUGGGGAGAUAAGAGAUCGAGAUGGGUCAGAGGAGACGUGUUAAGGCAAUCAGCACAAAUAAAGAGGUGCAGAGGACAGAGAGGAGAGGAGCUUUACGUUUUCCAGACCACCCUCGCAGGCAGUGUCUUGUGUUUGAGGCAGGAGCUGACAUGGACCCAAAUGCUCGGGCCUCCCUGGAGCGCCAGCAGCUCCGCCUGCGGGAGCGGCAGAAGUUCUUUGAGGACAUUUUACAGCCGGAGACAGAGUUUGUCUUCCCCCUGUCUCAUCUGCAUCUCGAGGCGCAGAGACCCCCCAUAGGUAGUAUCUCAUCCAUGGAGGUGAAUGUGGACGCACUGGAACAAGUGGAAUUUAUUGACCUUGGGGAUCAGGACGGAGCCGAUGUGUUCUUGCCUUGUGAAGACCCUCCGCCAACCCCUCAGACAUCUGGGGUGGACGACCAUCCAGAGGAGCUGAGCCUGCCAGUGCACGCGCCAGACAGGACCACAUCCCGCACUUCUUCCUCGUCUUCUGACUCCUCCACCAGCCCGCACAGCCCAAAUCCCAGUGAUGGCGGCGAAGACACACCCUUGGCACAGUCUGACGAGGAGGAGGAAGGGGGCGAGGGAGGGGCAGAGCCUGGAGCCUGCAGCUAGCAGUGGGCCCCCACCUGUGGACUGACCAAGCUGGCUGUUCUCCACAUGAGACCCUAGGCCCAGCCAGAGCUCUUCGGAGAAGACCAGACUCUCUUGUAGUAGGCGCCAGGGGGAGGAAGGGAUGGCGAGGCGGCGCACCUCCCUGGGAGCUGACCCUGUCCUGUGUCACUGCUAACCUUUCCUGCGUAACCCGCCCACUAGCUUCUGGCUUACUCCCGAGGUAGAGCUUGCAGACCGGGACGAGGUAGAGCUUGCAGACCGGGACGGGAGUUGAGGUAGGACAGGACGCCACUGCUUUUCUUCGCGCUCCUCCCCCGCACUGCCCUGCAGCCCUUUCCGUCUCCUCCACCAGUGUCUCCCAACGGAUGCGAACUCUUUAGCACUAAGUGAGGGGGUACCUCCAGCCAUCCUGCCUCCCUACGUCCUUUUUGGAAUAGGGUACCGUAUAAAUAAUAAACAAAUAAUAA